GUUGACUGAUGAAUUGGUGGGCAAUCGAGGAGAAAAAAUUCGGUUGUGAUGUUUUCUUUUCCUUCCCGAUACUGUAAAACCGAAAAACUGAUCCGUUUACAUGUAUCAGAAUCACCAACUGUUUGACUCGGUUUAAGUUGAGUAGGGCCUAACUUUGCCCCCCUGUCUGGGUCGCCAAUUUCUGAGUUUCAUAUUUAGGGUUGCAUUUCUGGAGAUCGAAUUUUCCCUUGUUUCGUACCACAUAACCCAUCAAUAUCUGCCAAUCCAAGCCCCCGGUGUCUGUAUCCUUCGUCACGUUUUGAUCUCUCAGUUUUCUGCCCUUCAAAAUCUAUGGAUUUGUGAUAUUAUACGUGGCAGUUGAAUUAGGGACCCUGUUGCUUCUGCCCCGGUGGUUUCAUACACCGAUUCUGGGGCGCUGGCUUCUUGAAGCUGUCUUGCGGGUCGUCAACAUUUCCGGGUCCUGAAACUGAGGCGGUGUCGUAUAGCUUUGCAUUUGCAUUCCCGUUGUGGGCAUCAUGGCUGAUCUUCAAGUUAGUUCGCCGCGAAUGAACGGCGCCGUAAUUGCGGAGGAUCGCCUGUGCUCGUCCCCACCAUCGUCGCCGCUACCUCCGUCAAACCCGGAUCCUUCGUCGGUUGAGGCAGAAGCUUGGUCAAGAGCCGAGAAAACGACCCGUGACAUAUUGUGUAGGAUACAACCCACGUUGGGCGCCGACCAGAGAAGGAAGGAGGUCGUUGGUUAUGUACAGAGAUUGAUUAAAUUUGGUGUUGGAUACGAGGUCUUCCCGUAUGGAUCAGUUCCAUUAAAAACAUAUCUUCCCGAUGGAGAUAUUGAUUUGACUGCACUUAGUGGUCAAAAUAUUGAGGACGCAUUAGUAUCUGAUAUUCAUGCUGUCUUAAGGGGAGAGGAAAUCAAUGAAGCUGCUGAAUAUGAAGUGAAGGAUGUUCGUUUCAUUGACGCUGAGGUUAAGCUUGUCAAGUGCAUCGUACAGAAUAUUGUGGUAGAUAUUUCUUUCAAUCAGUUGGGAGGACUCUGUACAUUAUGUUUUCUUGAAAAGGUUGAUCGUCUUGUUGGCAAGGAUCAUCUUUUCAAGCGUAGUAUUAUCUUGAUAAAAGCUUGGUGCUAUUAUGAGAGUCGUAUCCUUGGUGCUCACCAUGGUCUGAUUUCAACAUAUGCUUUGGAAGCACUAGUUCUUUAUAUUUUCCACCAAUUUCAUUUAUCCUUAGAUGGUCCGCUAGCAGUUCUAUAUAGAUUUUUGGAUUACUUCAGCAAAUUUGAUUGGGACAAUUAUUGCGUUAGUUUGAGGGGGCCAGUUAGGAAGUCUUCACCGCCAGAUAUAGUAGCCGAGGCGCCAGAAAAUGGGAAUUCUUUGCUUCUAACAGAAGAAUUUAUCAGGAAUUGUGUGGAAUCAUUUUCAGUUCCUUCAAGGGGGCUUGAGCAAAACAUGCGAGCAUUUCCUCAGAAACAUCUUAACAUCAUUGAUCCAUUAAAGGAAAAUAACAAUCUUGGGCGCAGUGUUAAUAGAGGCAAUUUUUAUCGAAUACGCAGUGCCUUUAAGUAUGGAGCACGUAAACUUGGUUGGAUUCUUAUGUUACCCAAGGAUAAAAUAGAUGAUGAGCUGAAUAAGUUCUUUGCAAACACUUUGGAUAGGCAUGGAAGCGCACAGUGGGGUGACUUUGCGUUGCCUAGUCUAGCUUAUAGCACAAGAGCUUUUGACUUCUCAUCCUCCUCUGACUCCAAAUCAUUAUCAGAGGACAUGGCACUUCUUAGUUUGUCAGGUGGAUUUAAUAAAGAUACUAUGAUGGGAGGUCCACGUAACUCUGAAGUCAGAGAUGAAAGGGAGCAAAAUGUAGUGAAAGAUGUCUCUGCCCAUGCAGGGCCAUCAUACGACUCCAGUCAAGAUAAAAAUGCAGUUUCAGGGUAUUUUCCUGGUGAAGAUGUUAAGGAUGUUGCUACUUCUGGAGUCUUGUGUAUGUCGAGUAAUGGUUCAUCAUAUUCACAUUUGAGGACUCUCUUAAAUAAUUCAGUGUCAGGGAAGCAUUUAACACAUUUUAAUCUUGGCUUGCUAAGGGAAAAUGGGGAUGUGGAAAAUGGGAUUUCUUGUACCGAAUCAACUGUGAAUUCUGUUUUUGAUGAGAAAGAGAAGCAUAGUAUGGUGAGCAGUUCAGUCUGUUCAAAUAACAAUGAGAAAAGCAUGCCAUCUUAUGGUUUGGGAGUUUUGCACAAUGCUGCUGAUAACUUAGACAACGAGAAAAGCAUGCCAUCUUCUCAUGGUGAUAGAUGCACUGAAAGUGUUUCUUGGGGCUCUGAAGCUUCGAAAGUUUUGUUGGACCUGACUGGAGAUUAUGACAGUAACAUUAGGAACCUACAAUAUGGUCAGAUUUGCCAUGGUUAUUCUGUCUCUCCAAUUGUGGUACCUAGUCCUCCCAUGUCUCCAAAGUUGCAGAAUAGGAAUCCAUGGGAAACUGUUCGUCAGUGUUUACAGAUUAAUCACAACAUUCUUCCUCAGACAAACUCUAACGGUAUUGCUGUGGGACAACAACUUUAUGUUGUAAAUCAACCUACGCUACCCAUUGCCUCGUUUGGUCCUGAAGAGAAGAGAAAACCACGAGGGACAGGAGCAUACUUCCCCAAUAUGGCUUCCCGUCCGUACAAGGACAGGGCAGCACCAGGAAGGGGUAGGGGGCUAGUUCCUGGGACUCAUGGACAGCUGCAGAGAUUCACACGUAAAUAUGGAAUGGCUCCAGCUCCGCAAGAGGUGAAUGUGUCUAUGGACGGUAUCUUUGAGUCUGCAUUAGAAGGGUAUCCAGUUAUUGGCAGUAUUAGACCCAGAUUGUCAGAAACAUAUUUCUCUCAACCUUCCUCACGGGGAUCUCAAUAUUCUAAUGGUUUCCUUCAUCCAUCUGAGAAACAUGAGGCUGACAUUUUUAGCUCUCAGCUGCGUGGACCACCAAGAACUGAAGCAAGCAGUCAUCCAGAAUCUGGCAUUUCUAGUUCUGGAUGUCCUGUGCCUAGCUUAGGUGGCAUGGCAGAGGAGAGUUCUAAUUCAAUAUCUGGAGCUAAUCACAUGAGGAUUGAAGCGCAAGCCUAUCAUUUGAAGAAUGAAGAUGACUUCCCUCCACUUUCUCACUGAGUACUACUGAUGAAUGGGGAAUAUGUAAUAGCAUUAACAGUAAUGGUCAAUGCAUGGAAACAACAAUUAUGAGUUGCCUCCCUUUCGGCGGGUGUAGGAUGGCGAUUUUGUAAGAAUGAGAACAAUGUGCACUCAUAUGAAAAUGGAAGAUAGUUUCCCUCCACUCCGGGAAUAUAGAACUGCUAGUUCCAAAUAAGUAGAAAUAUGCUGAGAAUAACAAUAGAUGCUAACAAACUAGGCAUAGCUUUGAUGGAGACUAGGUUUCCUAUUCCCUUUGUUUUCUUGCCCCAGGUGGUCCAUUGUACAGAAGUGCGUGUAAAUACUGUUUCCUUUUUCUUUCCCCUCCAAAGUUUGCAAUUGUUGCCAUUAGUUAGGGGUGUAUAUAUCAGGCAAUGCUUCUGAAAUUUUUGUGUUCCUAGUUCUGUUAUUGUUUUUGUAAAGCCGAAGAUGUUAGAUAUCUCAUGGGAAUGGAUAUACAGGAUUUCUGGCAGUUAGAGUUUAUAUGUUUUAAUUUGGUUUUAAUGCUGACCUUUGGGUUUAGUACAUGAUUUCAUGCA
Prosopis cineraria is the source of this 3688-nucleotide messenger RNA. RefSeq lists its product as uncharacterized. Lineage: Eukaryota; Viridiplantae; Streptophyta; Magnoliopsida; Fabales; Fabaceae. The transcript has 9 exons. The record is from RefSeq and is a predicted model, not a curated record. Bases 516 to 3131 code for a protein of 871 amino acids.